Molecule: messenger RNA, 2013 nt
Organism: Melampsora larici-populina 98AG31
Lineage: Eukaryota; Fungi; Basidiomycota; Pucciniomycetes; Pucciniales; Melampsoraceae
Exons: 5
Coding region: 1-2013 (670 amino acids)
Source: RefSeq, a predicted model, not a curated record
AUGGACGAAGCAGUGCGAGCAGCAGCCGAAUGCGCGGCGAACAUAACUGUAACUUGGUCUAAAUCAGUCGCCUUGGGACAACCUCCGUGCCCUCCACUCGAACCAACAAGACAAACUGUAGGGCGACCACCAGCACCGCCUCCAAUCCCCCAAGACGACAUUGAUGAGGUACCACUAGAGAACUCAGAAAUCGAGGACCUUCUGGAAGACACUGGCCAAAUACUCCAAGGUCCAAUAAUCAAGUCAGAUGACGACAACAAUCAAUUCUGGAGACCUCCAGUGGAGAAGGGGAAAGGUAGAGCUUACAGCAAUACAAGCCCCACCCCAUCGGAUUUCAGUAGGCCAAACUCAGAAGGGGGGUUGGAUGCAUUGUGGAGCUGUGGAGCUGAACACAUCCAAGUAUCCCAUAUUACGGGUGGAUGGUUGACAACCAGCCUUGCACUUGAAAAAAGACCGGUCCAAGACAAGAAAUCCACCCAAGCCAACAAGAGAGCUGACUUACUGUAUGCCGCGGGACACCACAUGGACGGAGAAGCGGUUUUGAACCAAUACUUCCAACGCCAGGAGGGGAGUGUCAUCAACAAACGAGGAGAGAGAGUCCCGGCGGCAAGCAGUAGCGGCCUAGCAAGAUCACACCCCUACAACUUAUUGGCAGAAGACUUGUUGUCGGCGUCAGACAGUACAGGAAACAUCCCUUUUAUGGAGCACCAAAGCAGGGAAUCCAACUGUAUCCUCCCAGCCAGAACAGUAGUAGAUCCCCUGCUAAGAAGACCAGACUCCAAAGUAGACCCAAGGAUCUACAACUUGUACACAACUUGGAGACAAUGGGAGGCUCCUCGACAACCGGAAGUCCCAACUACCUACAAAUGUUGCUCAUCAGUUCUUCGUCAAUACGAGAAAGAAUGCACACGGGUAGAGCACGCAAGGCAACCACCAACCUACAACACACGACAAGAGCCCCCAAAUUCCCAGCAGCCAAAUCUGAGGUCACAGGCCAACAUAGAGGAAGAAGAACAAGUUAAAUUCUUGAUGGCCUCAAAGAGAGGUAGAUUGGUCCUAAGAAAGGGAGAUGUGGUGGAGAACAGUAGAUAUCUGGUGGCGGAUGAAUCGGAUGAGAUGGAGAAAGGCCUAAAUCAAUUAUCGUCGGUCUUAACCCACUGGUUGCGUACCUUCAAAUCAUACAUUCCACUCACCGCAUUCAACAAAUUGUUCCUAGCGGGAGACCAGGCCAAGUGGAGUCGUAGGAAAGCCCCAACAGAGUCAAAGAUAGAAGACAGAAGUUCAUCAUUAAGAGUGCACGGCGGAUCACCACCACCUGACAAAUUGCUGAUGCAAUUCAAAGGCUGGAUCAAUACAAUGACUCUAUUCAUUCGAUAUGUGGCGGAUGCAGGAUGGCAAACGCUGAAAGAGAGGUUCGAAGGUCACCGUACAGUUGUGAUAGAUCUCCGAGAACACUAUGGCUGGAUAAUUGCAUUACGGUACUGCAUAAGGAUUAGACAAGGAGUGAUGAGGGAUACAAUCGAUGGAAAGAUUAAGAACUUCAGCAACUUACAAUCGGCUAUCUUUGAGGAAGUUCAAAUUGUGGCAGACUCACGCCAACAGAAAGCUUAUCAUACAAACCCCUACGCCAACGGAGGCCCCCUAUCUAGCGUCAACCCAAUGACAGGCCUGCCAAGAAAAUCCCCCUCAACAACUGCGGCAAAGAAGUGGCCAUUGGAAUCCUCCGCGUUGAAAACCGUAAAGUCCGAACUGUCUUCCGCGGACUGGAUCCCCUCCUUGAAGUGGAGAACCAUGACAGCCGAGGAAAAGGCAGAGGCGAAGAGGUUUGCAACAAGAAAUACCUAUAAACCAGAUGACGAAAGAGGUCAAGGGAAAGACCGGUAUCAGGACCAAGACAAUUACCGUGAUCGGGGAAGAGAUUAUAAGAAACGAUCUUGUUUGAGAAGUCACAGUCCCCGGGGUAGUAAAGGGAGAGGGAAAGCCUGCAGACAACUCAAUAGUCAAGAUCCAUGA